AUGCCGAAAAGAGUACUUUGUUCGUACGGUAUCGAUAUCGAUGCAGUAAGCGGAUGGCUGAACACGAAGACUGGAGCGCCAGUGAACCCAACCGACGUAUCACGCGGCGUCUUUGGUGCAACAGUGGGCAUAGAUCGCCUGCUGAAGCUAUUGGACAAGUACCAGAUCAAAGCCACAUGGUUUACGCCAGCGCAUUCAGCCGAGUCAUUUCCACAGCAAAUCCGCAAGAUAAUUGAAAAGGGACAUGAAAUUGGAUUGCACGGCUACACACACGAAUUUGUCUCGACGCUGAGCGAGCAGCAGCAACGCGAUGUCCUACUCAAGAGCAUCCAAGUCUUGACCGACUUUGUGGGCAAAAAACCUCGCGGCUGGACAGCACCGGCGUGGAGCACCAGCAAAGAGACCGUCAAGCUGCUGGAGGAGUUUGGCAUUGAAUACGACCACUCUUUCAUGCAUCAUGACUGCCAACCUUACUACUUGCCUUCCCCGCAUCUCAGCACCUAUACCGAGACGGACGUCUCGAAACCCGCUUCCCACUGGAUGACGCCCAUGUCCGCAUUGAAGCCCUCCUCGGUCGUCGAAAUCCCAGCAAGCUGGCACCUAGACGACUGGCCGCCCUUCCAGCUCUCUCUUACGCAACCAAGUACCCACGGCUACGUCGACACGGCCGUCAUCGAGCGUCUGUGGAAGCAGCAAUUCGAGUAUCUGUACCGCGAGUGCCCCGACAACGGGAGCUUUGUUUUCCCCAUUAGCAUACACCCGCAGGUCAGCGGUAAGCCGCAGGUUAUUCUGCUGCAUGAGCGCCUAAUCGAGUGGAUCAAUCAGCAUGAGGGGGUCGAGUGGGUGACUAUGGAGCGUAUUGUUGAUGAGUUUAAGAGCGGAAAUUUGCGUGGCGCCACGGUCCAGGGAGGGGCUACGGGUAUUAGGGCUAAACUGUAA
Molecule: messenger RNA, 939 nt
Organism: Exserohilum turcica Et28A
Lineage: Eukaryota; Fungi; Ascomycota; Dothideomycetes; Pleosporales; Pleosporaceae
Exons: 4
Coding region: 1-939 (312 amino acids)
Biological process (GO): carbohydrate metabolic process
Molecular function (GO): hydrolase activity, acting on carbon-nitrogen (but not peptide) bonds
Source: RefSeq, a predicted model, not a curated record